CUUAUUGAUAUUUCUUUAAAUGUCUAAAAAAUAAAAAUAUGUCUGUUUUAUUUCCAACAGUUUUAAUUUUGUUAUUAUUACUAAAUGUUAGUUCUUUAACUUUUAGUCAAAAUGUCCGUACUAAUAAACAACACUCCUUAUGUCAAAUUCAGGCACAGAUUCUUGCUGACCAUUGUACUGGGUAUGAGAAAACUACUAAUACAGAUGAAGACAAAAAAGCAAUUUUAAACAAAAUAAAUUCUCGACGGAAUAAAGUAGCUUCUGGUAAUAUAAGCUCGUUUCCGUCUUCGGAAAAUAUGAUGAAAUUGGAAUGGAGCGAUGCUUUGGAAACAUCAGCACAGAGAUGGGCAGAUCAAUGUGUCUUACAAAAUUCCUCUGAUAUUUUGGAUCCCUGUCGAGAUUUAGAAAACGUGUUAGUGGGCCAGAACAUUGCGACGGUACACGGUGAUGCACCAGGACUAUGGCCUGUAUCAUUGGUUGAUGUGUGGUAUAUGGAGUUAUUGCACACCAAUGCUUCAAUAAUAUCUCGUUAUAUUCCAUCAUCAGAGACGGGAUUAUCGCAUUACGAUUAUUUCACGCAACUGGUUUGGGCUGAAUCCAGUCAUGUUGGUUGCGGCAGCGUUAAAUAUAAACAAAUCAUAAAUGACAAAAAUAAAAUUAUGAAUAAAACCAUAAAUAGAUUAGUAUGCAAUUUUUCACCAAGUGGGAAUCUUUUAUAUAAGACUGUUUAUAAUGUAGGACCGGCUUGUUCAAGAUGUUUAUAUGAUUCCGUCUGCGAUACCAAAUAUGAAGCUUUAUGUUCUACUCCUAACCAGAAAGAGACAGAAAAUGUUUCCAAGAAUAUGACUGAUAUAGCACAGAAAUUCAAUAAAGCUAAUACACACCGCCAAAAUUUAUCAGACUAUACAAAAAUAAACAGAACAACCACAGACUUAACUGAAGACUAUGAUUAUUUUACUCCAUAUAAUUAUUUCUCACGAUUUUUAGAAACACCUAAACUUACGACUACAUUAAAUGUUGAUAAUAGCAGUUCUUGUAAAGUCUUAGUAGCUGUUGAUAACUUAUUAGAGUUAAUAAAAAAAAAGCUCGGUAAAGAUCCAAUAUUCAAGGAGCUCAUUUUAAGUGGUUCAACACAAGUGUCUGAUAUCCCUAACACAUAUACUGACAUGAGUGUAGCAGCAUUAGUAAAUCAGCUUUAUAGCACAAAAGAAGUAGCCACUACAGUAAAACCAACUGAAAGCGACAAUAUUAAUUCUACUUUACUUAUUGAUUUAGUGGAAGCUGUAAUAUUUAGAAAUGGUGAUAAAAUUUCAACAACAGAAGGCAGAUUAGAAAUUAUACAACCAGAAUCUCAUAUGAGUCCCGUAAAGAUACGGGCUGAGCUUCCUGAAGUAAAACUGAAUAAUGACUUUAGUGGACAUUACUUUUUUCCUGAAGAUGAAUCCGAAGAAAUAAGUUCUGAAACAACUCAAAUAUACGAUGAUAUUUCAGAACUUCCAAUAUCUGAUAUAGCUUUGGAAAUUGAAGAUUUGAAGCGACAAAAAUCCACAAAAGAUUUUUUGGAAGAUAUAAUUGAAUUCGAGUCUGCACCUGAAAAUUUUGUGAUAAGAAAUAAGCGUCAAAUUUACUUUGAAAAUGGUAAAAACAACCGUAAAAUACAUCAUAACAAAAACGAUGUACCUUUGAGAAAACUAAGGAAUACAAAAGAGUUGGAUUUAAUAAACAACAGAGAUUACUUUGUUAUUAGAUAUAAUAUAUUAUUAGAAAAAAUUGCACAAGACUUAAAAAUAUUGAAACUUAAUGAAAGAUUUCACUGCUCUGGAAGUGUAUGCUUGAAAAAAUCUUUUGAAUUA
Achroia grisella is the source of this 1853-nucleotide messenger RNA. RefSeq lists its product as uncharacterized. The transcript has 9 exons. Lineage: Eukaryota; Metazoa; Arthropoda; Insecta; Lepidoptera; Pyralidae. The annotation marks the transcript as partial. The record is from RefSeq and is a predicted model, not a curated record.